Molecule: messenger RNA, 2313 nt
Organism: Photinus pyralis (common eastern firefly)
Lineage: Eukaryota; Metazoa; Arthropoda; Insecta; Coleoptera; Lampyridae
Product: ATP-dependent RNA helicase DDX42
Exons: 8
Coding region: 101-2233 (710 amino acids)
Molecular function (GO): RNA helicase activity; nucleic acid binding; ATP binding
Source: RefSeq, a predicted model, not a curated record
AUGUGGGUAAAGUAGGUUUUCAAAGGUUCGACCACAAAAUGGAAAUUAAAAUAUAACCUUUUAUCGGUGUUUACUUAAAAAUUGUAAUCAACUCAUAAAAAUGAGUGGAUUCGGUUACCCGGGCUUUCAGUUAUCAAGUGGCAAACGUGCUAGUCACAAUGCGGUACCACCGCCGCCACCAACAACUGGUGUUAGUAAACAAGGUUAUUCAACUAUGAACGCAAUCAGUCAAAAUGCUCUUUCGGCGGCUUGGGGUGGAAGUCGUAAAAGGGCAGCCACUGAGGAUGAGUACUUUGACGACGAAGACGAUGAAAGCACACCAACUUUAGCGUAUAUUCCAGCACCGGGUAGUCCUACUCACGUGAUCGAGGAGAAAAAUGACGGCGCAGGCGAAGACGACGAGGAAGACCCACUCGAUGCGUACAUGGCAGGCAUAGAGAAGCAGAUGAAAGUACAGCCGAAGACUGAUGACACCAAGCCACAGACGGGUAUACGGGAUGAUUUAGAAGAAGAAGACGAUGAGGAGUCGUAUUAUCGAUACAUGGAGGAGAAUCCCACUGCAGGUUUAGCCCCAGUAGAAGAAGAUACACCGGAAGUUGAGUACGACGAAGAUGGAAAUCCAUUACCACCAGCACGCAAUCGCAUAAUAGAUCCCCUACCCCCAAUUGAUCAUUCUACAAUUGAAUACAAACCAUUUAAAAAAGAUUUUUAUACAGUUCAUUCUGAAAUACAAGCUCUCACAUCGCAACAGGUAACUGAGCUUCGUGGGACGUUGGGGUUAACUGUAACAGGAACUUCUGCUCCUCGACCGGUGUCUUCCUUUGGUCAUUUGGGAUUCGAAGACAAAUUAAUUAAAGCAAUUAUAAAGGCGGAGUAUACAACCCCAACACCAAUUCAAGCGCAAGCAGUCCCAUGUGCUUUGUCGGGUCGUGAUGUGUUAGGAAUUGCACAGACAGGUAGUGGUAAAACUGCUGCCUUUCUGUGGCCGAUGCUGGUGCAUAUUAAUGAGCAACCGCCAGUACAAGAAGGUGAGGGCCCCAUCGCUUUAAUAUUGGCACCUACCCGCGAGCUGGCCAUUCAAAUCUACAAUGAGGCCCGCCGGUUUGCACGGAUAUACGAUAUUCGUGUUAUCUGCGCUUACGGCGGCGGAUCUAAAUGGGAACAGAGCCAUGCUUUAAAAGAGGGAGCGGAAAUUGUUGUUGCGACCCCCGGUCGCAUCAUCGAUCAUAUAAAAGGGGGCGCGACAAAUUUGCAACGGGUAACAUUCUUAGUGUUGGAUGAGGCGGAUCGCAUGUUCGAGUUGGGUUUCGAGCCACAAGUACGCUCCGUUUGCAAUCACGUAAGGCCCGACAGGCAGACUUUGCUGUUUAGUGCAACUUUCCGGAAACGAAUCGAGAAGUUGGCGCGCGACGCCUUGAAAGACCCGGUUAGGAUAUCCCAAGGUUUAACCGGUCAAGCAUCCGAAGAUGUAACGCAACACGUCCUGUUGCUUGCAAAUCCACAGGCAAAACGAAACUGGUUAUUUAAUCAUUUGGUGGAGUUACUAUCGGCCGGAUCUGUGCUAUUGUUCGUCACCAAGAAAUUGGAUGCUGAACAGGUUGCCAAUGAUCUGAAGGUGAAGGAAUUUGAUUGCUUAUUGCUGCACGGUGAUAUGGAUCAAGCUGAUCGAAAUCGUGUCAUUAUGACCUUUAAGAAAAAUGAAUGCCCCUUACUUGUUGCAACAGACGUCGCCGCGCGAGGUUUAGACAUACCUCAUGUUCGAACUGUAAUAAACUUCGACAUCGCCCGUGACAUCGACACUCACACUCACAGAGUCGGGCGUACAGGGCGUGCGGGGACCCAAGGUACGGCGUACACCCUUCUAACCGACAAAGACAAGGAGUUUGCGGGUCACAUCGUGAGAAAUCUUGAGGCAGCUCAUCAAGAGGUUCCACAAGAAGUGCUCGACUUAGCUCUACAGAGCUGUUGGUUUCGAAAGGCGCGAUUUAAACUUAAGGAUCAAAACCCGAACGUCGGAGGUUUGGGAUUGGGCUAUAAAGAAAAGGUGGGUCGUCCUCAGGCGUCCACUCCUAGCACUCAACUAAUACAGCCUCCGAAAGCUGGGCCUGCAACUGACAGACUGUCGGCUAUGAAAGCGGCAUUUAAAGCGCAAUAUAGUAGUCAAUUCACUGCAAGUUCCGAACAUCCUCCGCCAAAUCAACCCUCAUCACGUAAGAAAACUAGGUGGGAAUAAUUACUAAUAAAUAGUAUUUCGUGUUUAAUUUAAUAGAAUUCCAAUUUAUUCCAAUAAACGAUGAAUAAUUAUACCUCCUA